UAUUGUUGUUUGUAGAUGAACGAGACAGGGAUAUUUUCAGUGCAGUUUUCUUUGACAGAUAGGCGAAUUAACAUUUCCCUUCAUGUAUUCUUCUCAUUGAUUGCCCUACGCAUAUGGCAUGCCAUUACAACAUGUUAAUAUUGAUGUUAUAACGAUGUUAUAAACUAACACUGGUAUUCUCUGUGUUAUCUAUUUAAACAGAAAGAUUAAAUGCCUCGCGCAUCCUCGUAAGCGCUUGUAACCUCUAACCCCCAGCUCGCAGAUUGUCUUGCUUGCUCCCAUCCUGCACUGCAGCUGUCAGCAAGCUAUCUAGAUUGCUGGCUCGCUGCUCAUUUGCUCACUCUCCUGAGCUUGCUAGUCUUGUGGGUCAGCGGGCUCCAUCAGUCCACCAGUACAUGAGUAACUUGAAAGGGGAAGAGGAAUACGUUUACCGUUUUCUCUUACACGCGGAUGCUAUGGCCAUAUGACUUUGAAACGUCUAGACUCCAGACAUUUGGGAUAUAUCGGCGCUAGUUCGAUAGCUAGCUUUUAACGAGGAGGAAAGGAUGUCGAAACGAGUACGGAACAGUGAAGUCUGUGCCGAUUGCAGUGUUUCUGACCCCCGCUGGGCCUCGGUAAACAGAGGGGUGUUAAUAUGCGACGAAUGCUGCAGUGUCCAUCGAAGCCUUGGGAGGCACAGCUCACAGGUCAGACACCUGACGCACACGCCAUGGCCUCCCACUCAGUUACAGAUGGUGCAGACGCUGUACAAUAACGGAGCCAACUCCAUCUGGGAGCACACGCUGCUGGAUCCAGCCUCCGUUAUGAGCGGGAAGAGGAAGGCGAACCCGCAGGACAAAGUCCACCCAAACAAGGCCGAGUUCAUCAAGGCUAAAUACCAGAUGCUGGCGUUUGUCCACCGGAUGCCCUGUCGAGACGAUGACAGCUGCACAGCCAAGGACCUGAGCAAGCAACUGCACUCGAGUGUGCGCACUGGGAAUCUGGAGACCUGCCUGCGACUGCUGUCACUAGGAGCGCAAGCCAACUUCUUCCACCCGGAGAAGGGCAACUCGCCCCUGCACGUGGCGGCCAAGGCGGGCCAGGUGUCCCAGGCCGAGCUGCUCACGGUGUACGGUGCCGAUCCAGGCGCGCCAGACUCCAACGGCCACACCCCCAUAGACUAUGCAAGGCAAGCUGGGCAGCAUGACCUGGCGGAGAGGCUGGUGGAGAUCCAGUACGAGCUGACGGACAGGCUGGCCUUCUACCUGUGUGGCCGCAAGCCAGAUCACAGAAGUGGAGAACACUUCAUCAUACCUCAACUGGCUGACAGUAGUACAGAUUUAACCGAGUUGGCCAAAGCAGCAAAGAAGAAACUGCAGUCGCUCAGUAAUCACCUGUUUGAAGAGCUGGCGAUGGACGUGUAUGACGAGGUCGACAGACGGGAAACAGACGCCGUUUGGCUUGCGACCCAGAACCACAGCACCUUGGUAACGGAGACAACAGUUGUGCCUUUCCUUCCUGUCAACCCGGAGUACUCAUCGACGCGAAACCAGGGACGACAGAAACUGGCUCGCUUCAACGCACACGAGUUUGCCACUCUCGUCAUCGACAUACUGAGCGACGCCAAACGCAGGCAACUUGGGAACAUGGUCACAAGCCCACGAGUGGAUAACAUUGAGCUGAUCCUGAAGAGUGUGGGCAGUUGUCACGGUGACGACCCUCACGAUAACGACCAGCCGGACUACGACAGCGUGGCCUCGGACGAGGAUGUGGAUCUGGACGCGAACUCAGGGAAGACAGACCGCACUAAGAGUCUGGACUCGGACCUGUCAGACAGCCCCGUCUCGGUGCAGGAGUUCCAGCAGGUGAAGAACGCGCUGGCCGCGUCCGAGGCCCGGAUCCAGCAGCUGCUCAAAGUCAACAACAACCUGAGCGACGAGCUGCGCCACAUGCAGAAAAAGCUUCAGUCUCUGCAGUGUGAGAACUCCUCUCUCAAGCGGCCGGGCCCCGCGGCCCCCCACCCCUACCAGGCUCCCGGGGGCCCCGAAUACCCCGACCCCUCUGGCCCCCCCCCCUCCUCCUCCUCCUUCUCCUCCUCCUCCCAUCCUUACUCAUCUUCCUCCUCCUGCUCCUCUUCCUCCUGCACUGCCACCUACACCAACACCUCCUCUCCUUCCUCCUCCUCGGCCAUGAAGCGCCGGCCCUCCACGCGUGGCAGCCGGACUAUGUCCAUGUACGAGACGGGCUCGGGCGGCCUCAAGCCGUACCUCCCCCGGGGCGAAACGCCCUACCCGGACGACCUCCUCCCCACCCUGCAGCCCUUCACUCCCCAUAUUGGCAGGAGUACAUUUGUGGCCUCCUCCUCCCUCCCCUCCUUCUCCUCCAAUCCGCUCUGGGCGCGGGACGAGAACGUGCGAAGGGCCUCCAGGGUGGAUGGCAAACAGAGCAGCAGCUUGGACAGUGACUACGACAACGAUGUGGAGCUGGAGGAUAGUGGGGCUGUGCGGAGGGGCCGUCUGAGGAGCAGCGGCUGGCUGGGGGAGACGGGCUCCAUCCCCGAGCUGGACGACCUGGAGGCGGAGUACGACGGCAGCCUGCCCAGCACCGAGGACGUCAUCCGCAAGACGGAGCAGAUCACCAAGAACAUCCAGGAGCUGCUGAGGGCCGCCCAGGAGAACAAGCACGACAGUUUUGUGCCCUGCUCAGAGAGAAUACAUGUGGCGGUGACUGAGAUGGCGGCCCUGUUUCCCAAGAAACCGCGUUCAGAGACAGUGCGCGCCGCCCUGCGUCUGCUGACCUCCAGUGCGCAGCGUCUGCAAGGGGAGUGCCGCAAGGCGGUGGCCCCAGAUGGAGCCCUCGGUCUGGGGCCCGGCACCGACAUGCAGCUGGUCACACAGCAGGUCAUCCAGUGUGCCUACGACAUCGCCAAGGCCGCCAAGCAACUGGUGACCAUCACAACCAAAGAGAACAACAACUGAACUGACUGACUGACACGACACGACUCGGUUUACCACUGUUCUACUUGCAAACCCCCAACAACCCCCAACGUCUGUCUCCCUUUACCACUCUUCUAUUCGCAAAUCCUAAAAACUGACACACCUGCCUCCGUUCACCACUGUUCUAUUCGCAAACCCCAACAACUGACAUGUCUACAUUAUCGCUAUUCUAUUUGCAAACCACAACAACUCACAAGUCUACAUUACCCCUUGUUCUGUCUGUUCUGAACUCCAAUGGCUAACGAGUCUCCAGUUCUACUCAUAAACCAAAUGACUGAAGAGGUUUCCGUUUACCAUGCUGUGUUUCCAGCAAGUGACGAGCACUCUGCUAAACUCAACAACUGACAAAUCUCCCAUUGCUCCUGUUGUGUUCCAAAACACAUCAGCUGAAGUGUCCAAAGUCUCUAUUCAACAACUGACUGUUUCUCCCUUACGCUGUGACUGUGCUGUUUCCCCUCCCUUGACCUUCACCAUUGAUGUCUGUUGUGGUGACACAGUUAGAGUUGCAGGGCCGCUGACAGUUUUGGCUGGGCCCAGGACAAAGUCAUCUGAAAGGGCCCCCUACUCAAUACAUACAAUGUAAUAAGAAAGCCAUUCUGGGCCACGUCUGUCCCUGGGCCUGGGACAGCUGUCCCCUUUGUCCCCCCAGUGUCGGCUUCCCUGCUCUGUUGGACCAUGCCAUUACCCCUGCACCUUACUCCACCACCACGCCCCAAGUCUCCUUGUUUUGUCUGAUCAACAUGUCAGUUUCUUUAUUUAUUUGUUUGCUUUUUUUUACAGAAUAUAAUAUUUUUUGUCUUUUUUUAAUUGUUUUUAUUGUUUUGUAUAUCUAUUUAAAGAUCAUGCAUGGGUGUUCAUGUUUUUUUUAUAUAUAUUUAAGGCAUAAUGUGAAUAUACGUAUAAUAUUAUUGUAGUAUAUGGAUUGCUGACAAAUUGCUGACUCCAAAAAGCAGAGGGUUCCACAUGAGGCAUCUGGACAUAUCUGUCUCCUGCAAACAAGGUGUGAUUGCUUGGCCUUUGCAGUGUGUGCUGUGACUGAAUGACCGUAAAGCGACCGGAGAGCGCACAUUUGGAUUGUAAAUGAUAACAGUGGGCGUGGUGAUGUAGGGCGGCUGCCAGUGAAUUUGUAAAGUAAAAUGGGGAGGAAAAAAACAUUCACAGGAAGUCACAGAAUUCCACUAUAUCGCUAGCCAGGAGCUAGCCGCAGUUCCUGAAAGUUUAAAAUGAUAUUAUUAAAUGUAUGAUGAUGCUAAUAUUGUAAUUAUAUAAUAAGCUAUUUUCUGAAUUCAUGCCAUAUACAGCAUAGCCAGACAGGAAGAGGUGAAGUAAAACUAAGCAUAUGCACCUCAUCAAAACUAAACACCUGUGUACCAGUGGAUUGCAUCUCUCUAGUAGUAUUUAAAGAAUGUAGUCGAGAAGAUAUUUAUUAAUGACUAGUUUUCCUUGAUGUGUCAUAGCAAUUUUAUUAUCAGGUAUGUGGAAAUUGUUAUUACUGCCAAACUAUUUCCGACAAAUCAAUUGUGGAAGAUUGUUUUUGUUCCAUACAUUGACAAAACCAUUUUGGAACUCCACAUACACACUUCAAAACGAGUAGGCACUUUGUUGAAGAGAGAAUUCCUAUAUCGAACUGAAUGACUCAAUCCAGGGACUAUCCAGUUAUUUUAUCUACCAGCAAAUACAAUGUGGUUCUACUGAGAUUUUACAUCAUUUUUUUACGAUUACAUGUAUGAUAUUUGUUAUUAAUAACAUUAUUAUUGUUGUUUUUUUUAACAUGAUGGCAGCCAAAGGCACACUGUAUUACCUUACACGUCAGUAUCCUGCCCUGCCUUCUCCUAUCCUGCUUGUAGGCUACUGUGUGUUGUUCAGUAAUGGUGCCUAAUAGUUCACAACUCCCUGACCCUGUGAUAGUCAAGUGAGUAUUGCAGUGUGAUAGCAGAGAGGAUGGUUGAAGAAGACAGGGAUGUCUGUGUCAGCUGUUUUAAUGUGAUUAUGUGUUUGGAUUACCCAUGGUUGUGUUAGAUGCAUUGGAAAUGGUACUAUAUGUGUAUAUUAAUACAUGAUGCAACAGCGGAGAGAGUAUAUUGAAGUCAGACGUGGUCUGCCAUUAUUGGCAGAAAACGUUCUAAGAAUGUACAUUGUGAACGUAUGCUCACAAGAGGUGAUAUACUGUAUGUAGUUUUAAGAAGACAACUAAACAUAAAGAAAGUACUCUUUGGGGCCAUGCUAUUCUGCCGUUUUAUUCCUGUGGUCCUCAUACUGGGGACGGGACCCCUGCCAUGUACAAAUACAGGGGCACCUGUACUUGCAGAACAAACUACAAAUAAACAAAAGAGCAACUGAUUCUUAUUUUUAAAAUAAACUUAAUUUAUAACU
Messenger RNA from Engraulis encrasicolus (European anchovy), 5348 nucleotides. RefSeq names its product G protein-coupled receptor kinase interacting ArfGAP 2a (gene git2a). Bases 546 to 2957 code for a protein of 803 amino acids. The transcript is spliced from 20 exons. Gene Ontology annotation, cellular component: synapse. The record is from RefSeq and is a predicted model, not a curated record. Gene Ontology annotation, biological process: regulation of ARF protein signal transduction; synaptic vesicle recycling; brain development. Gene Ontology annotation, molecular function: GTPase activator activity; small GTPase binding. NCBI's taxonomy places the organism in Eukaryota, Metazoa, Chordata, Actinopteri, Clupeiformes, Engraulidae.